GCUCUACGUAUCAAGCUAGCGGUCUAUCCUGUUAAGUUAGCUCGGAGAGAGGAGUUAACCAGAAGUGAUGCUGUAAUGUCGUAGAGAGGAGGAGGUGGCGACACACCGCUUUCACCACUGUCACGGCGAACACUUUAGUUAACUUAGUAAAAUCCUCCUCCAUUUGUUUUUUUGGAUUUACCUGUUGCUUUUUUCCCCCCCGUCUUCUUUCCCCCGCUUCUUCUGAGCCCCCGUGUUGUCCCGCUGUCCCCCCGAUGACUUCCUCUUUCUCGGCCUGGUUUUGGAGCGAUAGGUUCUGGCUUCCCGAAAACGUUUCAUGGGUGGACCUGGAGCAUCCACCACCUGGUGUGGAGUACCCACGAGUGGGAGAUGUUCUUUACGCUUUGCCCCUGUCUGUGGCAGUUUUUCUUCUGAGACUGUUGUUUGAAAGGCUGGUGGCCAAGCCCUGUGCCCACAUACUUCAGAUUCAGGCGGGAGUGCCUCGGCAAGCUCAGCCCAAUGCUGUCCUGGAGAAGCUGUACCAGUCCAAAACGAGUCCAGACACGAGGCAACUGGAUGGACUCUCCAAACAGCUGGACUGGGAUGUACGGAAAAUACAGAGAUGGUUUCGUGUCCGUCGGAACCAGGACAGGCCCAGUCCGCAGACCAAGUUCUGUGAGAGCAUGUGGCGGUUUACGUUUUACUUGGGGAUUUUUAUCUAUGCCAUUCAACAUUUGUGGGUGUCACCUUGGACGUGGAACACCAGACUGUGUUGGCACAAAUAUCCAUUCCAGCCUCUGAGCCCUGGACAGUACAACCACUAUGUCGCAGAGCUGGCUUUCUAUUGGGCGCUGAUGUUUUCCCAGUUCACAGACAUUAAACGUAAGGACUUCUUCAUCAUGCUUGUCCACCACCUGGCCACCAUCAUCCUCAUCACAUUCUCCUAUGCCAACAACAUGCUACGAGCCGGUACUUUGGUCAUGUGCGUGCACGAUGCAGCAGACAUCUUCCUCGAGGCAGCCAAGCUGGCCAACUAUGCCAAGUACCAAAGGCUGUGUGAUGGGCUGUUUGUGGUGUUCAGCAUAUGCUUCUUUAUCACUCGACUCGUCAUCUAUCCUUUCUGGAUUGUUUACAGUGUUCUGAUCGAGAGCUGGGAGAUCGUGGGGCCGUACCAGGCCUGGUGGCUGUUCAAUGGGCUGCUGUUGGUCCUGCAGACUCUUCACAUCAUCUGGUUCUACCUCAUCGCUCGUAUUGCUAUUAAAGCCAUAUUCAAGGGAAAGGUGGCGAAAGAUGACCGCAGUGACGUCGAUAGCAGCUCGGACGAAGAGAUUAAUAACUCCAGCGGUGGUAAAAAUCCCAGUCAGAGUCUGACCCCAAAGAGCACUGGUAAUCUUAAUGGAGAAACUCACGACCACUGAGCACCAACAUGAGGAUAUGUACUCCCACUGUGGCUGUCGCUCACCGCCCGUGUGCCUGUGGGGCCCCCUCGUCGUCACCCGGCUGCCUGAAUAGGUGAUUUUUUUUGUUUUUCCAGAGAGGAGAGAGGAACUGGAUGCAGCUCCGUGUGUGGGAUACAGACGUAGCACUGUGUUACUGAGUCAGGUUUACACCGUGUGACGUUUACCCCUGCGUUGUGCUUACACAAGCAGACUUGUGUGCACCCGCGUGCUCUGUGUGUUUCCUCACAGCUGCAGCAAAGCGUGACCCAGUGCGUGUCUACAGACAUGGAUAUUUUACUAGUGAAUUUGAUUUAAAAUUAAAUAAUAAAAAAAAAAAAGACUGCCCGGCCCAAAAAAAGUGACAUUCUCUGUUGUUUGAUUACAGAAUCACUUCUAUAAGCGAUUAUUAUAUCUAUUACUAUUUACGACGGGAGAGUUGGACUUGCUGCGUUCAAGUCUCCUCCAGCACAUUCUCCGUGGAGAUAAGGUCUGGACUCUGUGGUGGCUCAUCCAAGUGUGAAAACAAUGACUCACGCUGCCUGAACCACUCUUUCACAAUUGGAGCUCGCUGAAUGGUGGCAUUGUCACGUUGGAAUUGUCAUGAAAAACCUGAUCAUUCAGUACAUUUCGGCCGUCAGGUGAACCUGAAGCAACCUAAGCAAACUAGGAUCAUAACACUGCCCCCACAGGGUUACAGAGUAAGCACAAAUAUUUUACAGCUGUUAAACAAUUCACCCAGUCAUGCAUCUGCCUCACUCUGCUGUAAGCCAAGAAAUUCCAAAGACCUCUUAUGUCUCUUUAUAGAAUUCCAAAGAUUUCUUAAUAAAAAAAAGAUCUGCAUCAAAUCCA
This is a messenger RNA of Solea solea (common sole), 2267 nucleotides long. RefSeq names its product ceramide synthase 5-like. Bases 255 to 1397 code for a protein of 380 amino acids. Gene Ontology annotation, cellular component: membrane. The transcript is spliced from 10 exons. NCBI's taxonomy places the organism in Eukaryota, Metazoa, Chordata, Actinopteri, Pleuronectiformes, Soleidae. Gene Ontology annotation, biological process: ceramide biosynthetic process. The record is from RefSeq and is a predicted model, not a curated record. Gene Ontology annotation, molecular function: sphingosine N-acyltransferase activity; DNA binding.